GUGUUUUCGACUCGUUUUGCCUGCUUAGUUAUGGAAUUGUAGAGUAGAACCGAAAGCUUUUUGUGUCAAGGCACCGGCGUACUUUUUGAAUUCGUUGGAAGAAAACCGUCUUUCAAUGGUUGCUCGUAGAUUACCUUGAUGAAGUGUGCACUUUCAUUUCACUGGGUUUCAUAACAGUUGUUGGAGGUUAUACUGUUCUAUUUACUUGCAAGAGUUUGUCAAGUACGAAAUGCCGCGCCUCAGAGCUCUCAAUGAAAGUUCAUCCGACGAAAGUGAGGAGGAUAACGAGGAGAAGGAGACCAUCGAAGCGCAGGAGGACCGGGCAUUCUCACUUUACAAAAGGGCUUUGGAGUUACGUCAAAGAGGUAGUUAUUCUGAUGCUGAAGAGUUGUUAAUAUCCAUCCUCAAUGACGAUUUCUUAGCAAACGUUUCCCCUGAGGAGCUCUCUGAUGGACAUGCACGUCCAGCAGCUGCACUCAAGUAUGCAUGUUUAAAAAAUUUAGGCAAUGUUUUAGUCCUUCAAAACCGUGCCGAAGAUGGCCUUAAAUGUUUUAUUCAAGCUGUUGAACUUGACAAUUCAGAUGUGACUAUGUGGCAUCAGAUGGGCAAAGUGGCACUUCAAAUUGAUGAUUUUCAUCUGGCAAGUCGUGCUUUCCAAGAGGGUCUUCGAUGUAAUUCACGCCAUUGGCCCUGUUUGGAUUUGCUUUUGCCUUUGCUGUAUGCAUUGAAUGAUUACUUGGGAUGCUUACUGCUUGUGUCACGCACUCUUGAGCUUGAUGCAGAAUACCCUCAGGCCUUGGCACUUCAGAACCAAAUUGCCAAGGAAGAUAGAAAUCUCAUACAAAACUUCAAAUUCUUUUUUCCUGGAGAAAGAGAUAUUUCUGAAGUGUGUUGUGACAUACCAGAAGAAGAAUUGUCCAAUCUUAUUUCUCAUGCAUUGUCUCUUCAAGAGCGAUAUAGAUCAAAAAUAUCUGAACCUUUAAAAGAAGAUUUGCACUGUGCAAAGAUUGCUAUAAAACUUCAAUCCAAUACCUGGGAGGAUCUAGGUAAAAAUUUGCUGGAAGUGCACAAUUUAAUUUCGUGCUCACAGGGCAAGAGCUUCUUGGAUUUUGUGAAGAUCAAUGCUUCAGAGUCUCCUGAACACUCUGAUAUUCAUCCUACUGGCAAGCAAAACACGAAUAAUACGACAGGUGAAGAUAUUGUUGCUCAACCUGGUGUACUUGAUAUUGAAAGUGAGCCAAUGGAUGUUGAUAGUGAGCAGGAGGCGAAAGGAGAAGAUCAAACUGAAGAAGAUGCUACGGAAGCAUCAGGUCUUGAGCAAGAAGAAGAGGCUAGAACAUUGUCUUCUGUGCAACAAAACUCAGCAGCUUUAAAACAGAAACGGAAAAAGACUUCAACCACUUUGAUGGAUCAGUGGAGCAAACGUCGCUCAGGAAGGCGCUCAGGACGCAAAGCUGAAGAAAGAGAGGAAUCAAAUUUAGCAUCUCGUUUUCGCUCUCUGCUCCCUGACUCCUUGUUGCCCAAAGAUCUAGAGGCCGAAUUAGCUAAAGCAAGUAGGAGACGGUCCCUGCGAGAUCCAAACGAAAUUCUAUCAUGGGGAGAUGAUUCCAUGGAUGCCAUUGAAUUGUGUAGACUGCUUCAGGAACGUGAUGCCAAAGAUGCUCAAAAGAGGAAACUUGGACUUCAUGCCAAGGAUAAUAUUCCGCAGCGAAUUCUUCAGGAAAGUUAUUAUGGAACCGAAAAAGAAGUAUCUGAGGUCAAGGCCAUGGUUGAGAAAGAUGGGUCUGAAACAAAUAACAUCAUUCAACUCAUUAUGAAAUUCAUCAGGCAGCUAGCAGAAAAACAUGAUCUUACAUGGCCCCCUGGACUAGUGCCCAUUUAUGUUGGCUUGUAUGAAUGUAUGCGGAAGCAUAUUUCAAGUCCAUCACCCUUUGAUGGAACUGUCCCAGGGUGUUUAAGUAUAAUAGAUGUGCUUGAAUCCCUUCUAUACUGUGAGUUGUGUGUAGAUAUGUGGCACCAAAAAAGUCUAAGUGAUUCUUAUAACCUUGGGGAAAGUGGGCUAACAUUUUCUGAAGCUCUUGGAAACAUAUCAGCUCUGUCUGGAUUAAAUCACAUCUUUACCUCUCCAUCAGAGCAGUGCAGAAUAUUACUUCGUAUCAAUUGGUUAAAAGCUCAUCUCUUCCUUUUGCUAGAAGAUUCCGCAUCUGCUAUUUAUUCCCUUCAAUGUGUUUUGGAUAGUUUGGAAAUAGUUGAAAUGGUGGGUUCUACACUAAGCUCUGUAGAUGAUUCUCACUCCAGUUCAAAAGAAAUAACUAGCACUGAUAUACAAAGUAAAACUUCUGAAGAAGUUAAGGCUGAGCAACUAUCAACUGAAGAAAAAUCUCAAAAUGAAGAAAACUUAGAUGCUUGUAUGACUGAAGAUCCGGCAGUUGCUUGUGAACAAAAUAAUCCACAUGAUCCUAACCAUAGUAUUGUUUCUCCUGGAGUGGUUAGUGAUAAGACUGAAACAGAUGGUCAAAUGAACGAAGUACCUGAGCACGAUCUCAGUAUGGUAAAAGAUGAGCAGAGUUUGGAAGAAUUAGCUUCUGCUGAAUCAGUCACUGAGAAAAAUGAAAAUGUUUCUCAAGGUGAAAUGAGUGAAGUACCUGAGCACAAUCACAGUAUCAUAAAAGAUGAACAGACUUUAGAAGAAUUAACUUCUGCUGAAUCAAUCACUGAGAAAACUGAAAUUGUUGCUCCUUCAGUAUCAAAUCUUGAAAAAGUGAAUUGUGAAAAUGAAAAUUCAUUGUUCACCUCUUUACCAUUGAAAGAAGAGAAAAUCAAUCAAAUGGAAGAAGAUACUGUGAAGGAAUCAUUGACAGAUGAAACAAGUAGCCUUCAAUCAAGAGAUACUAUUUCUCAGGAAACUGGUGCAGAAGUUGGUGAAUCCAGUAGGGCUGUGCAGUCUACCAAUGAUAAUGAAGAACUGACCAUUGAAAAGCCAGAUCAACAUGUGAAUGAAGUUAAACAAACUGAUCAGCUUCAUGAAAAUAGCCAAAAGGAACAAUAUGAGUCAGAUCCAUCUUGUAACAUACAAAUUGAAUCGAUUAGUCCCCCUCUUGAAACAGACAUGUCAUCAGGUAUUCAUAAAUCAAAUGUCGAAAGUGAACAAUCAGGGAGCUCAUCUGCACUUACAGCUAAGACGAAACCAUUCAUUGUUAUUUUGCCCAAUUGUUCUGUCAAUCAAGAAAUAACAAAACGGAGUACUCAAAAGCUUCUUACCUCCCUAACUAGGCAACAACAGCUGAGUGAAAUAGAUGAUUUGUAUCAAAGUAGACAGUAUGAACUACUGGCUGGUACCUUAAAAGAGUGUUUCAAAUUCUGUGCACAGCAAACCGAUAAUGAUAAUUCAGAAAUUGAUAAUCUGCCUGACAGAGCAACUCAAAUGGCAAUGCUUCUGGAUUCCUUAUGGCAACUCAAAAAGUACCCUGACUGCUUUUACUGGGGAGAAGCGUGCCUUCAUGAAGCCUUCAAUCGUUACCUCAACUCAACUGAUUCAGACAAUGCAUCACAAGACCAAGAAGACCAUCAAAUGUGGGCAACUGCAGUUGAAAGGUUGUUGGCUGGCUUGAAUGAUUGCCUUAAAAUGGCUGGCCUGAAAUUGAUGGAAAAGUUGCCAAAGAACUGUCUUACUCGUUUGGUACAAACACUGACUACAAUACUUUGCCAUCAGUUGGAACAAAGUGAUUGUUCUGUUGGAAUGGCAAUUGAAUGCACCACACCAUGGGUCAUCCUACACAGGAUUGUGUUCUUUGAAGAACAGCAGCACCCUAUUGAGCAAGAUUGUGCCCCUUCGCACAUAGAAGUUCUUUUUGAAGCUCAUGAAUAUAUGGCUAAGAAGGGCCGCUGCUGUCUAAAUGAAGGUAUUCUUUUAAACCUCAUUUUAGAUGUUGUUGUCACCCACCUACAAACUGAGAAACGAGAAAGAGUACGUGACCAGCUUAAUCACGAAGUAGACCAGGCAAUCCUAUGUCUUUAUGGGCAUCCAAAAAAGCCGGUGGAGAGAAGCAGAAAAAGGCUUCGAGACCAUGGAGUGCAUCAACAAAUUGAAUUAACCUGGGAUAGAAGUUUAGCAUUGUUGAGGUUUUAUGAGCCGGAUGAACUUCCUACCUUUGAUUCUAUUUCAAAGAUUACUCCUGAAGAAGAGCAGCUUUUCUUGAAAAUUUCACAGCUGGUUCCCAAUGAAAGCAAUCCCAAUCGUUACUUGAGUAAGGUGAAAGCAUUCCUCAAGGGAUCAACAAAAAAUUUACCCGAAGUACAAUGUUCUAUUCCUCAAGCAGCUUGUAACCUUUAUUACCACUUGGCAAACUAUUAUAUGAAGACUUUCAAGUGGGAACCAGCAAUCAAGUAUUACAUGCUAGAUGUAUGUCUUAACCCACAUCGUUUUGAUUCUUGGGCGGGAAUGGCGCUUGCAAGGGCUGCUGCUCUGACAAGUGAUUUGAACUCCUGUGACACUUUUGAUAAUGAUGUUCAGUUAAAUCGUAAGACCAAGGCUCAGCGGUGUUUCCAAAGGGCUGUUGAUUUAGAUCCAGAAAAUACUACAAUGUGGAUUGAAUUUGGAAGUUUUGCUUACACAGUGCAUUCAUUCUGUUCUCGUCUUUUGAAAACCGAAACUGAUAGUCUUAGCAUGGAAAUGUUUACAAAAAUAGAGGAGGAAAAAGACAAAAUGUUGGGUAUAACGGAACAAUGUUUCAAAACUGUUGAAAAGCUUGACCAGGAAGAACCUUGGCUCCCACAAUAUAUGUUAGGCAAAGUUGCAGAGAAACGUGGGGAAGCCCCUGUUGUAUUCUUACAACACUAUAGAGCGGCAGCAAAACUUCUGUUUGACUCGAACGCAGUAUAUCCUUUAAGUCUGAACUAUGAUCCACCACAACACUAUGCUUUUGAAGCACAUGAGGUGCAUUAUCGAAUUCAUGCAUCAAUUUUAAAACACUUAGAAUUAAUGGAAGGAAAAUGCCUUAGUGAAGAAAUAGAAGUCCUGUAUAAUGAAACUCUUGAUGAGGCAGCAAAAGGCCCUUUUAUGGCUGCUCGAGGAAUACCACAACAAACAUUUGCAAAGAGGCAAUCCGUGGACCCAGUGGAAAACAUGGUAAAAAAGAUAAAGUUGGAUGAAUCUGUUGUGAUGAUAGAUCAUAACACAGAGCAGGAUAGCCAACUACCAAAAACAGAAGAUAAGGAUGUUGCUGUUAACAUGGACAGUAAAAGCUCUAUGGAAGUUGUGCACAGUGGCCAAGAGAUCAACCUAAGUCAAUCAGAUAACUCUUUGGUCACCACAAAUGGUCAGCCAAAACAAAUAGACCUAUCAAAGAAGGAUGUCAUGCCUUCUGUAACUAACAUCUCUGAGAAUAUGGAUACAGAUUGUGAGAUUACGUUAGGAACUGCCAGCAAUUCUAGUGCUAUAGAAGGAAAAUCUGAUGAGACUUCUCCCAAGGAAACUGAAUCUGAGAGUUGCCAAACUAGCCAAGUAGGUGCUGAAGCAAAGGAAAAAGACAAUAUUGUAGUCAAAGAACCAGGCAGUUCAUCACCUUCAUCUUACUGCUCGAACAGUGAAGCAAUUGCUGUUGAACAAUCUACCCAGGACAGUGUGGCACAAAAGAGCAGCUCUCAGGAUUCAACAAAGGAAAGUAGAGAUGCACCUUCUUUUGUUAAACCUGUGGUGGAUCAAAAGUCUCCAAGUGAAAGAAGUUUGAAUCAUGCAGACUUGAUUAAUCAAUGCCUAGUGGCCAUGGAAGAAUGCCUAGCACGUUACCCAAGACAUUACAAGUCUUUUUAUAGAUUGUGCCACCACUAUUUCCGGUCAAAGCAUCAUCGUAAUUAUAAAAAGUGUCGUCAGCUUUUACUUGGCGAUAAUAGAUUAUCUCAAUCCACUAAACUCAUAAGUGGACUUUUCAAAAGCAAUGGUGUUCAUUCCAUGUUUAAUGAUGUUUGGCGGAUCCCUAUUGAAGAAAUUGAUCGUGCUGGCAGUUUUGCAUCACAUAUGAGUAGAUGUGUUCAUUUGCUAAUGGAACUGUUACGAGCCUUGCGAGACCAUGCUUUUCUUUUAAAAUUAAGUAUCUUCCUAAAAAGAGAUCCGGAAAAAAAAGACAAGAAAUACUUACGUGACAAUGAACGAGCUGAUUUGUCCAAGCAAGCUCUUGUUUUGUGCUUAGCUGCCAUGCGAGAAUGUGUCAAUGAGACUCGAACUGCAGACCAUGUAAUUGAGUUGUAUCGUACUGUAAAAGAUGGUAUUAAAGAAUUGCCGCUGAAAGAAGCAGCUUUUAAGGGACUGCUGAGUGAUGCUUACAAAAAAUUCAAGGGGGAUCAGGGUGACCAGCAGUCUUACUAUGAGGCAGCUGUUGAUUUCUGCUCGAAAGAAUUGAGUAGUCGAAGGGCCAUUGCUGAUGCCAAAGCAAGAGCACAGGCACUAGCACAAGCUCAGCAAGGACAAGUUCACUCUCAAGUGCAGGUGCAAGCCCAGGUUCAAGAUCAAUUACAAGCGCAAGCCCUGGCACAGGCCAUGCAGAUGGGGGUGAUGUCAUCAGCCUUACCAUUCAACCCAUUAUCACAGAGGUUCCCAGCAGUGGGCAACACUCCUCUCAGAAAUCCUUUGGCAGAUGCCAGAGCAAACGCUAUGGCCAACGCCAUGGUGAGUUCCAUGGCAACUUCCAUGUUCCUGCCGCAGAUGCCACUGUAUCGUGGGCGAGGCCGGCCCCCCAAAGCCCAACAACGGCUGCACAAUGCUAUGAUGAACAUGGCUCACAUGAUGGGCCUUGCGAACGUGAACGUGGCAGGGGCGCCGUCCGGGCAAAGCUCCAUGGAUAGUUCCAAGCCUAAAGUGAUGAAACAACAGCAGAAACAGCGGCGUCCUCAGCAAGGCACUGGUGCCCAAACGACUGUCGUAUCAUCUAUCAUUAAAGACCGUCCAGCACUUUCGAUCACAGCUUUACAGGCCAAUAAAUCAACAGGUCAGAGUACAGGUUCUGCCUCCACACCUCCCCCAACUUCAACAUCUGCUCCACCUGUGAGGACAGGAAGUCCUUACCCAAACACAACAAUGAGUAUGGGAGAUGUUCUGAUGACUGGUCAAACUGGAUGGCAACAAAGGCCUCGUCAUAAUGUGCCCAGACCCAUGCCUGGUGCAACUGAUCCUCGAAGCAUACUCAAUCCCAAUUCGGGUGCGGUGAGGAAAGAAGGCCCGAGACUGAAAGGACCCGCGACCAGCGCUGGUGCCUUUUCACCUCAGCCGAGACCUUUUGCACCUCAAUCACAGACUAAUGCACCGCUCAACAAUCCUGCUGCUCUCCUCUCUCGGUUGCCUGGAUUGCAAAUUAAACAAAGGGCGCAACCCACUUCACCUCAUCAGCAAGAAAUGCCAACUCCUAGGCCUCAGCCCCCCAAUAAGCUUCAGAAGACACAAGCUUCAAGUGGGCAGACGUCUAAUUCAGCCAUAUCAAUUAGCAAAAUUUCUUCGUCCUCAUUACAUUCCACACCAGGCAGUGACUCUGCGGAAAACUCAGAAACCAAGAAGAGAGCUGACCCAAACUUUGAUAUAAUAACCCUAGAUUAAUUCCUUUAUUAAAUUAAGUAUUGUUUCCCAGUUGUCUGUGAUAUAAUUGAGGCACAUUGUGUACUGAUGUUGAUUGAAACAGCUUUGGUGUAAAUUACAACUGUUUAUAAACAGUUUAUAAAUUCAUCUCAUUUAAGAUUAAGGAUUGUAAGUGCUUUUUUUACUGUGUUAACAAAGUUCAAUUGAAUUCUUUUCCAUUGUGUGGUUCUGUAUUGUGAGAAGGUUAAUUAGUCAGGAUCAUGUCUGAUUGCAAAUUUUAAUGAUGCGAAAUAAUCCAUUACAAUAUCUCUUAAAUGCUAACUACUCUUUUUGAUUUCAAGAAAAAUGGGGUAAACAAAACAACCAAACUGUAUAUAUGUUCUUACUUCACAUCACAAGGAGAAGUAUGUCCAGUUAAAUAACACAGUUUUCCA
Molecule: messenger RNA, 7998 nt
Organism: Thrips palmi
Lineage: Eukaryota; Metazoa; Arthropoda; Insecta; Thysanoptera; Thripidae
Product: calcineurin-binding protein cabin-1-like
Exons: 29
Coding region: 230-7585 (2451 amino acids)
Biological process (GO): chromatin organization
Cellular component (GO): nucleus
Molecular function (GO): nucleosome binding; protein binding
Source: RefSeq, a predicted model, not a curated record